Molecule: messenger RNA, 7477 nt
Organism: Pristis pectinata (smalltooth sawfish)
Lineage: Eukaryota; Metazoa; Chordata; Chondrichthyes; Rhinopristiformes; Pristidae
Gene: pcdh17
Product: protocadherin 17
Exons: 4
Coding region: 1518-4916 (1132 amino acids)
Biological process (GO): homophilic cell-cell adhesion
Cellular component (GO): plasma membrane
Molecular function (GO): calcium ion binding
Source: RefSeq, a predicted model, not a curated record
CACACUAAACGCUGUUGGGAGUUAGUAUUCACACGUUACAUCCAAUUCUGUUGUCGCUACCUAAAAGCUGGACUGUCAGCCUUCAAAGUACUUCUUGUCACUAAUAUUUCCGAUGGAACAUAAAUGAAAAUAAAAGUUCUUAUAACACUUUUGUUUUAUCUUCAAUCAUACGCAACCGGAGAACGGUUCAUUCAUAAAGAAUUGCGGGUGAAAAUACAAGAGGACGUGCCCGCGCUCCCCCGGCGAGCGCCGGGACCGCGCAACGAAAGCUCGCUCCCUGGCGGACACCUCCGACCCCCUCCCAAUCCCAGUUCAGCAUCGUUCCUGACUCGCCACCGCCAACCCCUCGGCUCCGACGCCAGACUUCCCCGCUCCAUUGGCCGAACCCGGAGUGAUCGGAUUGGGCGGUGCCAAAGGACGCGGGCACUCCAUUGGCCGGAGAGGCUUUGGGUUUUGUGAGCGCUCUAUGUUUUAACGAAGCGCGCAGAAGGAGGAGGCAGAGACCCGGAGCGUGUCGGCGAGAGGUUCAUACCUAAAAAAAAACGUCCAUCGACUACAAGCAACACAAAGAAUAACCAACAAAAAUUCCCCCUCCCCCUCCAAAAAGCAACUGCACACAUCAAAAGCAGAGGCAAAGAGCGCAUCCAAGCCUCUGAGUGUCACCUACGUCCCGCUUUCCUGCAGCACAGGCUGGACCCAAGACUGUUGCUCAUCACAAGUGGGAAGAAUCAACAGGGAAAGUAGCGUGUGUGUCACCGAGAGCUUUGGCUGCCGCAGCUAGUACGAGACAGAUUUGAUUCAUUUUGCCUUCACUAAGUGUCACUGAAGGUUUGUGUUUCUACCGACCGUGUGAUGGGAGACUUUCAUGGAAAUGCGAGACGUGCCAGUGAAAGCUUUUAGAUUUAAAACUGCUACUGCUCGAGUGUGUCGAAGAAUAUCAGUCAAUUUUAUUUGCUGUCUUGUCCGAGUCACUGACAGCAGCUGUGGACGCUUUUUUGAGUGGAAAUAGGCGCGCACGCACAGAGACAGAUAUUCAUCCAGUCGGUGUGAGUGUGUGUGUGUGCAGCAUGCAAAAUUCUCGGCAGCUGCAUCUCAUGAAAUUGGAAGAAACACACCGCAAGCCUUGAAACUGGUACAUCGGCUACGCCGCAUUUUGCAAACGCUUGGAUUUCACUUGGGAGAAGGACGCCAGAUUUCGCAUCUUCACCGAUCUAAUUGUCACGAACCGUGCAAAAGCAAAGAUUUAAGGGAUCAAAGGUUUAGGGGAUAGGGGGGAGUAAGUAUUUGGCACGAUCACAAUUUUCCGAAUCCACCCCCACCCCCAAUAAGGAUUUACAACGCAAGAUGGUGACGAGAGACUUUUCUUGUCGUCAAACUCAAUAAGGGUUGGAAAUGAUUAUUGUAAGAUGCAUCGAUGCUCGCACACCGCUGCAGGCUCGUCUGUUUUCCGAGCUGUAAAUCAACAGGUUUAACACCAACAAAAAGAAGGGAGAGGGAAAGAAAAACAAGCGCUGGGAAUGUACCUGCAGGUUCUGAUUCUCCUUUUACUCUGGACUGGCGUUCUGACCUUGAAGAAUUUAAAAUACACGAUCUUGGAAGAACAGGGACCCGGGACGGUGAUCGGGAACAUUGCGAAAGAUGCUCGUCUGGCGACGAGUCCCGAGCCAAGGAAGCCCAACUUUCGGGUUUUGGAAAAUUCCGCCCCCCAUUUGCUGGACGUGGAUCGGGAGAGCGGAUUACUUUACACCAAGCAGCGCAUCGACCGGGAGACCGUGUGCAAACGGGUUGCCAAGUGCGUGGUGUCGCUGGAAGUCUUCGCCAACGACAAGGAGCUGUGCAUGAUCAAAGUGGAGAUCCUGGACAUCAAUGACAAUGCGCCAAGUUUCUCCACCGAGCAGAUCGAUGUCGAGAUCCCCGAGAACGCGGCGCCGGGGACGCGCAUACCCCUGACAAGCGCGCACGACCCCGACACCGGGCAGUUUGGUCUGCAGACCUACCAGCUGAGCAGCCCGAGCCGGCUCUUCGGCCUGGAGGUGAAGUCGCGGGGCGACGGCACCAAGUUCCCGGAGCUGAUCAUCCAGAGGCCACUGGACCGGGAGCAGCAACCACGCCACGAGUUGCAGGUGACGGCGCUGGACGGCGGCGAGCCGCCCAAGUCGAGCGCGGUGCGCCUGCGGGUCGAGGUGGUGGACACCAACGACAACAGCCCAGCCUUCGCCGAGCCCAGCCUGAGCGUGGAGGUGGCCGAGAACACGCCGGCCGGCACCUUCCUCAUCGACGUAAACGCCACGGACCCAGACCAGGGCACCAACGGCGAGGUGGUCUACUCCUUCAGCCCGUACGCCAGCGAGCGCAUCGGGCAGCUCUUCUCCAUCGAGCCCCGCUCCGGGGUCAUCCGCCUGCGCGCCGCCCUCGACUACGAGGAGAGCAGCAUCUACGACAUCGAUGUGCAGGCCAAGGACCUGGGGCCAAACUCCAUCCCAGCCCACUGCAAGGUGUCGGUGCGGGUGCUCGAUGUCAACGACAACGCGCCCACCCUCAGCCUGGUGUCCGUGCACCAGGGCCCGGUGAGCGAGGCUGCGCCGCCCGGCACCGUGCUCGCUCUGGUCAAAGCCACCGACCGCGACUCGGGUCGCAACGGGCAGCUGCAGUGCCGGGUGCUGGGCAACGGGCCCUUCCGCCUGGAGGAGAACUACGACAACUUCUACACGGUGCUGAGCGAGCGGCCGUUCGACCGCGAAGCCGCCGACGAGUACAACCUGACCAUCGUGGCCCGGGACAACGGUUCGCCGCCGCUCAACGCCAGCCGCUCGUUCACGGUGCGCGUGGCCGACGAAAACGACAACGCGCCGCGCUUCACCAAGCCCGUGUACGUGCUGCAGGUGCCCGAGAACAACAUCCCCGGCGAGUACCUGGGCUCGGUGCUGGCGCACGACCCCGACCUCGGCCCCAACGGCACCGUGGCCUACUCCAUCCUGCCCGCUCGAGUGGCCGACGUGUCCGUCUACACCUUCGUGUCGGUCAACCCGUCCAAAGGCGCCAUCUACGCGCUGCGCUCCUUCAACUACGAGCAGACCAAGGCCUUUGAGUUCAAAGUGCUGGCCAAGGACUCGGGCUCGCCGCCGCUCUCCACCAACUGCACGGUGCGGGUCACCGUGCUCGACGUCAACGACAACGCGCCGGUCAUCGUGUUGCCCGCGCUGCACAACGACACGGCCGAGGUGCAGGUGCCGCGCAACGCCGGCCUCGGCUACCUGGUGGCCACCGUGCGGGCCGUGGACAGCGACCACGGCGACAGCGGUCGCCUCUCCUACGAGAUCGCCGAGGGCAACGAGCAGCACCUGUUCGACAUGGACGCGGCCAGCGGCGAGGUGCGCACCGCCAGGUCGCUGUGGUCCCAGGGCGCCGCCGCCACCGAGCUGGUGGUCAAGGUGUCAGACCACGGCAAGCCGCCGCUCUCGGCCGUGGCGCGCCUGGUGAUCGUGGCGUACGCGGGCGCGGCGCCCAAAGACGAGCAGCAGCGGGUGCCGCGGGAGCAGGGCCACUGGGACAUGUCGCUGCCCCUCAUCGUCACCCUGAGCUCCAUUUCGGUCAUCCUGCUGACCUCCAUGGUCACCAUCGCCGUCAAGUGCAGGAGGGAGAACAAGGAGAUUCGGACCUAUAACUGCAGGAUCGCUGAGUACUCGCACCCGCACCUGGGGAAGGGCGGCAAGAAGAAGAAGAUCAACAAGAACGACAUUAUGUUGGUCCAGAGCGAGGUGGAGGAGAGGGAUGUCAUGAACGUGGUGAGCAGCCCCUCCCUGGCCUCUUCUCCCGUUUAUUUCGAUUACCAGACGCGCCUGCCACUCAGCUCCCCCCGCUCAGAAGUCAUGUACUUGAAGCCCACCUCCAACAAGCUCACCGUCCCCCAGGGCCAUGGGGUCUGUCACACUUUCUCCGGACAGGGCUCAAAUCCGGCUGACGUAACCUCAACAAGAAUGUCACUGAUUCAGACAGACAAUUUUCCCGCAGAGCCCAAUUACAUGGGCAGCAGGCAGCAGUUUGUUCAAAGUAAUUCCACAUUUAAAGAUCCAGAGAGGGUGAGUUUGAGGGACAGUGGACAUGGAGAUAGUGACCAAGCCGACAGCGACCAAGACACUAAUAAAGGCUCCUGCUGUGACAUGUCUGCCAAAGAUGCUCUCAAGAUAAAAUCUACGACAGCCAAACCCCCAGUCCCUGAACAAGAGAAGGAGGACUGUGUCAACUGUACAGAUGAAUGCCGUGUCUUGGGUCAUUCAGAUAAGUGUUGGAUGCCUCAGUUCCCUGCUCCAAAUCAAGCUGAAUGUUCAGAUUAUCGUCGGAAUCUUUUUGUACCAGCAGUAGAGGCUGCAGUUGAAUCUGAAUCUCAAGAAAACACAAUUCCCUCGGGGAAAAAAACUUUCUGUACUUUUGGGAAAGACAAGCGAGAGCACACCAUUCUUGUUGCAAAUGUAAAACCCUAUUUAAAAGCUAAGCGUGCUCUUAGUCCUCUUUUGCAAGAGGUCUCAUCAGCUGCAAGCAGUCCGGACAAAACUUCAGUUGCAGGCAGUAACAGAUCAAGUAAACAAUCCCUGGGUGGAUUUGAAGUGAAGCCAAAAAUGGCCGACACAUCAGCAGAGUCAAGCAGCCAAUUCUUAACAUCCGAUAGCCACUACCCAUCACCUGAUAAACGACGUGACAGCCAUUUUAUUACACCUGAAGCAGUGGCUACAGUCUUUGCAGAUGUGCAUUCCAGAGUUGGCCGGGAGUUCAAUGAGGUGGACACUGUAUUGGAUCAGUAUGAACCCUCAACACGGGACCAAGGACGGGAUGGAGUGGAUGCUGAGCAGGUAGUUCGAGAAAUCGACAAGCUUUUACAAGAUUGUCGAGGAAGUGACCCUUCAACUGUGAGAAAAUGAAUUCAGCAUACUUAAUGACAGUUGACUACCUUUCUUCUAAAGGACAAACACUCAAAAGUUUUAAGGCAGCAUUGUUUUUCAAAUGAAAAACUAACUGGCAGAAUACAAGGAAAGAUAAUGCUGUUAAUUCUGUGAGCUAGAAUUCAAAGUGCCCAUUGCGCACUUACCAUUGUUCUUUUUGUGUGUCUUAGGAAACAAACUACGUGUUUUCACCAGGAUAGUUAUGAAAAUUGAUGUGUUUCAUUCACUGAAUUGAAUUUUGACAAUCUCAAAAUGUGCCCUUCCCUAGACUAAAGUGGAGAAUGCAGGUGCCUGUAAGCUAACCAGUCAGUACAGCUCUGCAUAGGGAAAAAAAUCAUUGUUUAACAGAAAACAACCAAGGGCAGCAUUGAUAAGAAGCAGGUAUCAGCUUUGCAGAAAAUAUUGAGUCUAAUUCAGCGUGUACAGUUAUAGUUGGCUGAUGUAGGUGUCCUUAUGAACUAGAUUUAUCUGCAGUGAACAGUGUGUCAUUGAUUGUCACCUCAUUUGGCAUUACAUUCUGGAUCAUUAUGCUACAAUGCACAUCCAAACCAUUUGUACAAACCCACUUUAAAAUAUUUCUCUAAAAUGGAUCCUGUAGAGGGAGAAAGUUUGCCCCACACUCUCAAACCUAAUACAAAACAAGUACAAAAGGGUAUUCUCUAAGCUGUACUACCAAAGAGUGACAUUUUAGUGUCCAAUUGUUUGAAUUCCUCCUCUGCAUUUUACCUAUCAUAAUAUUGUCAUCAUAUUAUUGUUAGAUGAUAAAAUAUGUUGUGUAAGAAACACUGUUCUGUUUGUAGAUAUUUAUGUUGCAUUCAAAAUGGACACUAAAAUGACUCGUUAAAGGGAAUACCUGUGAAGUACUAACAAAACAAAACAAAACAUCAGUGUGCAAAUGUAAAAAUCAUGGAGUGUUUACACCGAAUCUAGCUUUUUAAUUGAUUUAUUGCAAUAUCAGUGCAUAUGAGCCAAAUUUGUUAAUUGUACUAAGAGCUAUAUUGUGUAUUUUAUUAAAUUAAUAUAUAGUUGUGUUGCAAAAUAUUUGGGCUUAUACUGUAUUUGGCAAAUGUUGCCUUAGUAGCUGUCGAACUCUAUGAGUUUAAUUUCACUAUUUUCCCCUUUUUCCCUUUGGAAUGUGGGAAGCAGUGUACACAAGCAGAUUCUGUUUAACGAGCCAGUAAUGUAUGCAUCAAAGUAACCCUUAAAGUAUAUCAGCUAUUCAAAAUAUGGUGACUAAAUUAGAAAUAUGUACUUGUCAGUAUUAUUUUGAAAUUGUCUCCAUAUUUUGAAAUGUUUCUACAUCGUUGAGUUUUUUUUUGUGUGCGCUGCAGUUUUCUUUAAGAUUGAACAAUGUCAGGUUAACUUAGCUUGAUAGCUAAAAAGAACAAUAACCCUGCUUAAUAACACUCACAUUAGAUAUGAAAACUAAGAAAAGCAACUGAAGCUAAAAGCUCAUCAAUGACACUAUUUAGUCACUUUGCUGCUUAUUCAUUAUUUAGUCAUCUUAACAUCAAUUUUCUCUGAAGAGCUUUCCAUUAAGUCUAUAUCAGCUUAAUAAAACAUAACCUCACCACUUUAAUUAACAACAAAAUAAAAAAAAUAAGCUGAGCAGCAGUGAUAUAUUUUCACAGCCUCAUUAAAACAUACUUUCAAACUAUUUGUUUACUAAUUUGAGUAGAAGUCACCAAGGUCAGCAGCUAGUCCUGAUAGCCAACAUAACAUACACCCACUCAUUAUUACCUAAUUACAUUAUUUUGGCAUCAAGCAACAUUAAUCAGAGAAGUAGUCGAGAGGGAUUUUGCUAUCAAGGUUUGUUGACUUGAAAUGUAAUUGAAUGAAGCCUGAUUGAGGUCCUGACUUCCCCAGCCCCCCUUGGUCCUUGGGCUGAUGCUCUGCAUUUAUCAGUCCCUGUCACCCCAUAGGGCUCUGAGCUACACUGAGCAACUGGUGAGAAAAGCAUAUGUUGUAUGGAAUAACUCAACUGCUAUUGUUAAAUGGCUGUGUUUUAAUGUGAUCUAUCUGGAAAACAAGGACAAAGAAUUAAACCAAUUACUAACAUCAAUGCUACCAGCUUUUGCAUUCAUUAAAGCCACAGAAGUAUGGUGAGCUGUCUGUACCAGAGGACACCUCUAUGUAAUUACACAUGAGUGGCUCCAGUAAGAAGUGUGAGGUAUUGUAACUGUCAAAACCAGUUAUCUGGUUGUCAACAAAUUGCAGCCCUUGUUUAGCAGAUCAGACAAAAAUAUAUUCUUACUGCAAGUGUCUCAACUGAAGAAAUCUACUGGCAUUGUGAUUAAAUAUUAAACUGGUGUCCCUGUUUUGAUGAAAAAAAAGCUUAAAAUAUCUGUUCCAAAAAAUAAUUAAAUUCUACACUUGCUGAGCAGAAUGUGUAUAUUGCUAAUAACUAGAUGUUCUCUUGGAGUCCUGUGUAUGAUCUAAAUCAGUGAAUAAACCCACAUCUCACAAGAAAUGAAGAGCUUUGUAAUGUCAGUCAUGCAAUUGAUUAUAUUACAGAAUAUUAGGAUCAGACAUUUGCAUUC